GGGACAUAACCUCAUAAUCCUAAGUAAACCCGUUAGGCUAGCCGUAGGCAAAUAGCUCUUUGAUGUUUCUUUGGAAGAUAUCUUUUCAUAUAGAGCCAUUGGUCUACUCAAUGCCACAAGCAUUGUCACUUUUAUGUCAUCAAUACACAAAACACCGGAUUGCUCGUAUUAUAGAUCUACCAAAUCAAAUUCCUGCUAAAAGUUGAGCUUGUUAAUUACCUGGUACUUAACCUACUUAAAGCUGCCAACGCCGAAAGCUCAUAUCCAUACGUGCCUAAUCUGUUAGGGUUAACGUAUACCGAAAUGAGAGAGGUGAGCCAUAUUUCCAGCCGCACAAGCUACGAUUACGGGAUAUCACUUUCGUAGCAAAUAUAGUCUUGGUAUAUAAGCGUGAUGCCUGGGACAGGCGCGGGAGACGAGUCAACCAAGUACCCCUGCGUCCGGUCCCGGCUGGAAAACAGGUACAUCUAUCAUGCACGAGACUUGUGGGUCGUAUACAGCAUUGCUAUAUUUCUGGCCGCGGCCGGGGCAGGGGCAGGCACUCUCGCGAUCCUAGAGAAUGAGGGGGUGCUGCGCAAUACGCGAUUCUCUAGCAUCGUAGCAGCAACUCGGGGACCGGCGUUGGAAAAACUGGGUUGGGUUGGAGAAGAUCGGGGUAAUCUACCACGGGACAUUAAAAACUUGAAGGUUGGCUACGGAAUCGUUCAUAGGAUGAGUGGUCUUGAGGUUCUACAAGAGGAUACGCGAUAUCCCGAAAGAAGGGUUUAGGAUGGCGGUGAUGUGUAUUAUGGUUUCGGAUUAGAAGGCGACGUCCGGCAGCUGAGGAGUGAGGGUAAUAUGUUCCGUCAAAGGUGAAUGUUUAUAUCAGUAGACAAUCAGACCUCUUUAUUUUCA
Messenger RNA from Daldinia vernicosa, 894 nucleotides. RefSeq lists its product as uncharacterized. Lineage: Eukaryota; Fungi; Ascomycota; Sordariomycetes; Xylariales; Hypoxylaceae. Bases 394 to 768 code for a protein of 124 amino acids. The record is from RefSeq and is a predicted model, not a curated record. The transcript has a single exon.